This is a messenger RNA of Eurytemora carolleeae, 1511 nucleotides long. RefSeq lists its product as uncharacterized. The transcript is spliced from 4 exons. The record is from RefSeq and is a predicted model, not a curated record. The coding region runs from base 201 to 569 and encodes 122 amino acids. NCBI's taxonomy places the organism in Eukaryota, Metazoa, Arthropoda, Copepoda, Calanoida, Temoridae.
UCGUAUGGCCAGACCAGCAAACCAAAAAUCUACAAAGAAUUAUAAGGGAGCUGGAUGGUGGAAAUCUAAAGAAACUGCUGGAUCAGCCGACGCAUGGCCAGACAAGACAGACUUUAAUUCUUAAUGCCUACUGGAGCUGGGUAUACUAUGAGUUCAGUACUCUCUCCAUCCCAGCUGGAUUUCACGUUUCAUUGAAAAAAAUGAAAAACAAGCACAAGAAUUUGUCUACUACUCCUGGAGUUUCGAAAUAUAGAGACCAAAUCUCCCAGGAGAACAUAGAAGAGAUUAUUCGGACGGACAGAAGGGCGGGAAAUCUGGUGAAUAAACUUCGAAAUGUUACUGGGGGAGGAAGAGAGGUGGAAUGUGUGCCUCCGCUGGAUGCGGAAAUAUUUAGAGAUGAGGAGAAUAUUAGAAACAGGUUUGGACCGAUCGACAUCGGGUAUUCUACCUUCUCAUCAACUCAGCUAAGCCAGGAGGAGGAGGAGGAGGUGGAGUCACAGGAUUUAUUGGCAACGGCAAUUUCUCAAGGAAUUAAUUUUUUCUACUAUAUUAGGAAAAUACAUAGAUAACAAGAAAACUGUAGCAUAGGAUGACGACAUUAAAGCAAUACUGAAUUUAAAAUUAUAGCUUUUAACUUAUAUUAAAUAAAAAAAAUAGUGUAUUAGGCACAUAUGUAAAAAAUUAAUUUCAACAGAGAUGCCGUUCUUGAAUCAGAAGGUGGAAAUCUCCAUACCCUCCCCCCCAGUGAACUAUUAUGCCAAUUAUGGAAUUGGUAUCGCAACUAAUUCUGGGCAGGCAACAGCCACAGUAAGUUCGUCUGCUAUUGAUCGAGCGUGUGCUCUGACCAGAGCUUGCUUUCCUGCAAGAUAUCUAGGAGAUGAGAUAGCUCAAACUCAAGCUCCAGCUCCAGCUCCAGCUCCACCUCGAGCUGCACCUCAAGCUCCAGCUCCAGCUCGGGGUAGGGCUCGAGUGCCAGCUCCGGCGGUAGGUCCUCUUCAGGAAGCCAUAGACAGAGUGGCCAAUCGUAUUGGAAACAAUGCUGCUCUGGAGGAAGCACAGAUAGCUUUAAUCCAAGCUCAAACUAGAACUGCUCAAGCACAGGAGGACAAAUUUCGUCAGGAUGCCAGGCUGGCAGAAAUAAAGACAAGAAGGGAGGAGGAGCUGAUACAUCAAGAAGCCGAAUUUCAUGCUAAAAGAAUGAAACUUUUUGAUAAUUACUCUGAUGUCCUUAAGGUUAACUUAAUAGAAUUUAAAAUUUUUUUUUCUUGGGUGUUCUAAUGCUUGAUAUCUCUUUUAAUUUCUGCCCCCCCCCCACACACCUUUUCCUUUUGGAGAUCUUUUUUUUCCCAGAAGUAAUGUAUAAUUUUAUUCUUAAACCUAUGAACCUUAAUCUUAUCAAUAAUGGGGACAAUACACGGUGAGUAAAAAAAAAUGUGAUUUGUGGCGCCUGGUGCAAAAUUUUACCUUUUUUUGUGUAACUCUCCUGGUUGGUGUUUUUUCACUAUUUUUUA